GCUGCGGAGCUUAAUUUGAUCGGUAUGGAGACAGCACCCGGCCCAUGGCCAUGGCUGCCCCAACGGCCUCACGUUCAAGUGCACAGGGUGCACAGCCAGGGCCUGGAGGCUCCAAGCUUCGAGAGUUUCAAGAGGACCAGCUUGCGGCUCGGCACAAAGACUGCCGAUAUGUGCUGCCAUUCUGUGUUCCCUCUUGGAUUCUAUACAUUUGCCCGCUUGAAUUCCAACUCAAGGUGGCGAAAGUUAGCAAGAAAUAGAAUUGUGAGAUCCGCGACGCGACCACCGGUGGAGGAAAAGCUGGAAGUUGAAACUCUGCAUUCCUGGCUGCGUUCCAAUGCUAAAGUUGUGAUGGCAGUGACCAACAAAGGACUCGAGGCGCCAGUGGCACGCGAGCUGAGACUGUUCCAUGGCGUUGAGAGUGUUGUACUGGGCAAUCGCUUGUACUUCCCCUGGCGUGGGGAAGGUCGGUGCCCCGUGGUGCAUGGUGCCAGCCGAUUGUAUGCUGUAUUUGCCGUGAUUGCCGGGGAGGAUCUUGCCAAGUUGAGACGAUCAGAAGAUCUUCAUGCAGCGUUUGAACACUUUGUGGAGGAUGCUGCACGUCUGCGACUACGACAGGUGCUUCCACCCUACAUGGUGCUUUGUGCAGAGAACGAGGAAGAUCCUGGUGCAAAUCCACCUGGCCGAAAGAUUCGCUUUGCAGCCAAGUGCCGUGUUGGUCAAGGAGGUGCUGAAAAGCUGGCCUUGGGCCCCAAGGCAGUCAGGAGCUCAUUGCUCGAAUGGCUCGAAUUGCUCGAACAGACACGUUUCGACCUGCUAGGAUGCAGAACCUACAUGGAUCUACAUGGACCAAUUAUAAAUAAAUAA
Molecule: messenger RNA, 864 nt
Organism: Cladocopium goreaui
Lineage: Eukaryota; Dinophyceae; Suessiales; Symbiodiniaceae
Source: the annotation of a GenBank genome assembly